Molecule: messenger RNA, 709 nt
Organism: Glycine soja
Lineage: Eukaryota; Viridiplantae; Streptophyta; Magnoliopsida; Fabales; Fabaceae
Product: 14 kDa proline-rich protein DC2.15-like
Exons: 1
Coding region: 62-475 (137 amino acids)
Source: RefSeq, a predicted model, not a curated record
ACUCUCCCUUCACACAAACUUUAUUACAGUUGUUGUAACUAAGCAAGAAUAUUAUUAGGCAAUGAAGUCUUCUGGACCUUCAACAACUCUUGCUCUUUUUUUAACCAUCAAUUUGCUUGUCUUUGUCAUGGCAAGUGGCUGCUACACUUGCACACAGCCUAAGCCAAACCCUAGCCCUAACCCAUUCCCUUACCCUAACCCCAGCCCUACCGCAAAGAGCUGCCCCAGGGACGCACUUAAGCUGGGUGUGUGCGCAAACGUGCUUAAUGGACCAAUUGGUGCGAUUGUGGGGUCACCACCGGACCACCCAUGUUGCUCAGUGCUAGAAGGGCUUCUUGACCUUGAAGUUGCGGUUUGCCUCUGCACUGCCAUCAAAGCUAACAUUCUUGGCAUUAACCUUAACAUCCCCAUUUCACUUAGCUUGAUCCUUAACGCCUGCGAGAAGUCUCCACCCUCUGACUUCCUAUGCAACUAGACAUUAUUAAGCAUGCCAUUCUCAAUUAUCCAUGCACUACUUAAUCUCAUUGAUGUGUUUGUUUAUUUGUGAUUUUGGUUGCCCUUUAUGUUGUGGUGAUGAUCGUGUUGUUCGGACCGUGCUAACUCAUUUAGUGAGAAUGCAGUUGUAGCCGUAAUUUAACUUCUGGUGUUAGUAAUGACUUUCUAAUUUUUGAAAUUUGAGGAAUUGUUCUAUGUUGUGUUAAGUUGUUAA